UUGGCUCAGAUGUAGGGUGUCGUUCGGUGCUGCGAAUAUGACACGCGUAAGGAUGGUGAGGAACCCGCUGGCACGGGGCUUCCGUGUCGGCGCUGCGCUUGCUCUUGCUUUUGUUUGCCCGCUUCUUUGGGAGGUCAGCUUCGUGGCUCCCAGUCCGACUCGCGCAACCCGCGCUUCGUUUGGAACGCCCUUCUUCGACCGUCCUUCCCGCAGCGCCGGCGCUUCUCGCGUCGGCGCAAGCCGCGCCGUUCGCCCCGCUUGCCGGGCUUCGGGCGGCAACCUUUCAUCCUCUCAGGUGUACUUUGUGGGGAUUGGCUGGUAUUUGAUGCACUUUGUGGUAAGCAUUGGAAAUGACAGCAUCAUGAAGUUUUUAGGAGAGAACUUGCCACCGUUUCAGAUCGUUUUCUUGCGCUUUUCGGCGGCUGCAUUGGUGCUUCUGCCCAUCCUCGUGUUCCAGGGCCGAAGCGGCUCGGCAUAGCCGCAUAGCUCGGCGCCGCGCUCUUUCAGCGCUCUGAGCAACUCUUUCUUUGUGUCAGGUGCCUUCAAAUCUGCUAGGCUGGGUGCGGGUGCGGAUGUUUUCCGGUCCCCUUUGUUGCAAGUGCUGCAACAGUUUCUCGUUCG
Molecule: messenger RNA, 621 nt
Organism: Durusdinium trenchii
Lineage: Eukaryota; Dinophyceae; Suessiales; Symbiodiniaceae
Source: the annotation of a GenBank genome assembly